Molecule: messenger RNA, 5376 nt
Organism: Chelmon rostratus (copperband butterflyfish)
Lineage: Eukaryota; Metazoa; Chordata; Actinopteri; Chaetodontiformes; Chaetodontidae
Gene: sox5
Product: SRY-box transcription factor 5
Exons: 16
Coding region: 182-2368 (728 amino acids)
Biological process (GO): cell fate commitment; positive regulation of chondrocyte differentiation; regulation of transcription by RNA polymerase II
Cellular component (GO): nucleus
Molecular function (GO): DNA-binding transcription factor activity, RNA polymerase II-specific; RNA polymerase II cis-regulatory region sequence-specific DNA binding
Source: RefSeq, a predicted model, not a curated record
GGAAAGUGAACGCUUGGGGGUCAUGGCGGUGGAUGGCCGUAUGGAUUUUCCUUUCAGCUCCAGUGACCUGAGUUCAGUUCCCAGCUUAUGACACAUUUUUACACUGAGUGAGGGGGCUCAGUGGACGGAGGAGCUGAUUACGUCGCAUUGUUCUCUUCAGGUUGCUGCAUCCAGUAACUGGAUGUCUUCCAAGCGACCAGCCUCUCCAUAUGGGGGGACAGAUGGAGAGGUAACCAUGGCAACCAGCAGACAGCGAGUGGAGGAUGAAGAUAGUGAGGGACUGGGCGGUGUCAUCCACCUCCCCCUGGCCGCCUACUGCGGCAAGGUGUCCCCUCGCUCGCCCCCCAACCGUAACUUGGACAGCCCCCCCAACAUGGAGCAGGAUGGCACUAAGGGGAGCUCUCUGAGUCCUUACCCCCAGCACAAUGCUACCUCACCGGGCAAAGAGGAAGGCGGAGGCGGCGGUCGGCCCUGCAGCGACGGGGGCUCGGCCACGGGCACCCUGGGGACCCCCGAGAGACGCAAGGGCAGCCUGGCAGACGUGGUGGACACACUGAAACAACGCAAGAUGGAGGAGCUGAUCAAGAACGAGCCAGAAGAGGCCCCCAGCAUUGAGAGGCUGUUGUCAAAGGACUGGAAGGAUAAACUUUUGGCCAUGGGCUCAGGGCACAUCGGUGAAAUUAAAGGUACCCCAGACAGCCUGGCGGAGAAAGAGCGCCAGCUCAUGGGCAUGAUUGGCCAGUUGAGCAGCCUGAGGGAGCAGCUCCUGGCGGCCCACGAGGAGCAGAAGAAGCUGGCCGCCUCGCAGAUGGAGAAGCAGAGGCAGCAGAUGGAGCUGGCCAAGCAGCAGCAGGACCAGAUUGCCCGGCAACAGCAGCAGCUUCUGCAGCAGCAACACAAAAUCAACCUCCUGCAGCAACAAAUCCAGCAGGUCCAGGGCCAACUCCCUCCGCUGAUGAUUCCCGUCUUUCCUCCGGACCAGAGGACUCUGGCGGCGGCUGCAGCCCAGCAGGGCUUCCUCAUGCCCCCUGGCUUCAACUACAAGCCUGGCUGCAGUGACCCCUACCCUCUCCAGCUCAUCCCCACAACAAUGGCUGCUGCUGCCGCCGCCACACCAGGCCUGGGACCCCUACAGCUCCAGCAGUUGUACGCAGCUCAGCUGGCGGCCAUGCAGGUCUCCCCGGGGACCAAGCAGCACGGAGGAAGCCUGCCCCCGCAAGCCAACCUGGGCACACACUCCCCACCCACCAACACACACGCACAGAGCGACAAGGGCCGCAGCUCCCCGCCAUCAAACAAGACCAAGGUCCCUGCUGCUGCUGCCGCCACCAAGCUGGGCCAUGCCGGCUCCAUGAAGCACAGCGCCGCCCCCUCCAGCAUCGGAGGACCACCGACCAGAGUCAGCUCAAUUGCAGACUUGCUGUCGUCGCUGUCCUCCACAGCCUACCUGAACGACCACGAGUCGGCGGCCAAGGCCCGGCAGAUGAAGGAGCAGCUGAAGAGGGAGCAGCAGAUCCUGGACGCCAAGGUCGCCGCCGUCAGCAACCUCAGCCUCAACAAUGGACGCUCGGACAAGGACAAGGCCGCCUUGGAGAGUCUGAGUCAGCAGCUGAAGCAGCAGGCUGAGGAAAAGUUCAGCCACGCCAUGCUGGACUUCACCAUGAGCGGAGACUCUGACGGCUCCCCCAGCGUGUCGGAGUCCAGAAUAUUCCGGGAGGCUCGGGGUCGCGGCACCACCGAGCCGCACAUCAAACGGCCGAUGAACGCCUUCAUGGUUUGGGCCAAGGACGAGAGGAGAAAGAUCCUCCAGGCCUUCCCCGACAUGCACAACUCCAACAUCAGCAAGAUCCUCGGCUCACGCUGGAAAGCCAUGACCAACCUGGAGAAGCAGCCCUACUACGAGGAGCAGGCUCGCCUCAGCAAGCAGCAUCUGGAAAAGUACCCGGACUACAAGUACAAGCCGAGACCCAAACGCACCUGCCUGGUGGACGGCAAGAAGCUGCGCAUCGGCGAGUACAAGGCCAUCAUGAGGUCCCGCAGACAGGAAAUGAGACAAUACUUCAGUGUGGGGCAGCAGGGCCAGCUGCCCUUGUCCUCUGCAGGCGUGGUUUACCCAGGUGCCCUGUCCAUGGCGGGAAUGCCCUCGCCCCAGAUGCCCUCAGAGCACUCAAGCAUGUCCAGCAGCCCGGAGCCCAACGCCAACCACCACCAGACCCCCCACAUGCCCAGCCUGAAGGGGGACGAGCCACGAAUCAAGGAGGAGGAGCUACGGCUGGACGACAGCAACGGCGACGUGUACGAUGACUUCGACUACGAGGACGAAGAGGCCGAUUACGCCAGCGACAAUGACAACCAUAUCACCCAAUAGGACGGCGCGAGAGCCGGACUUUUUUUUUUUUAAGCCAAUCACAGCUGGUUAACCCCACACGAUCCCAAACCCACCAAUCAGGAAGAAGACUUUCUCUUUUUGCCAAUCACCCUGAGUCCCGAUCUCACGACACCCGCCACCCUCUCCCCCUCCCGUUACUAACAUGGACUCUUUUAACAGAGCCAGACCCCCUCCCACUGGAGUCCUGAUACCAGCAUCUGAUCAAUCAACUGAAGCACAGGACCUGUCACUCACACUGACUGUUACACAAACUGGAGUCUGGGAGGGAGAGACGAGCGAGCCGGCUCUGAAGCUUGCUGAGGAAUAUUCAAGUACUACUGCAAGAGUUUGAGUGUCACGCCACGAGUGAGGAGAAAUAAAAAUCACACUCAGAAAGCAACCUUUUAGAGCCGUUUGUAGAAAAGGAGACAUUUUAAAAGGAAAGACGCAACAGUGGACCUGUCAAAGGCUAACAGACGACACUUUAAGAUGGCGGACCUGUUUAUUAUCAAGAGACACUUUUAAAAAAAAACAGCUUUUUUUGUUCUUUGGUUCUAUAAUAUUCUCACUCAGGUACACGGUGCCAAUAAGUGGCUUGUGAAUGUGAUUUGUUGUUUUUGUGCUACAAGUUUGAAUAAUAAUAGAAAAAAAGAGACAUUUCUUUUUUUCCCCUUUUGUUGUAAAGCACCUGAAAGACAUCAGACAUGUUUAUUUUUAACAAGAACAUAUCUUUUCUUCGACCUCGCAGUGUGCUGUCAGCGGUUCGCCCCUUUUUUCUCUGUGUUUUUGGGACUGCCCCCGCCCCCCGUUUAGAACCCGAUGGGACGGUCCAGCCAGGACUGACCAGCGCAGCGUGGACUGUCCCACUCGGAGAGAUUUUCCGGGCUGGGGAGAAGGGGAGUCGCUCUGGCGUCACGGAGCAGAUACGAAAGCACUGUGUUGUGAGACAAUCCACCAGUUUUCUUCUCGCUCCGUCCCUCUUGAUCUCGUCCAGGACAAAACAUCAGUGCGACUCAGCUCGAAGCAUCCGACAGUGUGAGUGUGUGUCGGUGUGUGCCGUGCGUACUCAUUCAUCGGGCGUAUGCGUCGAAUCUAGCUCUUCUCUUUCAGGGCGAGCAGGAUGCAGAAAGACAGGCAACUUACACUGCUGCUGUUACUGUACCACACACACACACACACUCACACACACACACACACACACACACACAACUGUUGUUCUGUCCGUCAGUGUUUUCCUGCUCCCUCCAAUCAACAUCCUGCUGUCCACCCCAGUGGGCGGAGCCGAGGUGAAGUCAGCCAGUCAGUGUUUCUGUUUGUAUUUGAAUACUGUAUUUUAUUAUUUCUCUUCAAACUGCCUCUAGUCUAAUAAUAUUAUUAACAAUAAUUAUAAGGAUGGUCAGCGUUUCCUAAGUUUAGUAAGUUAUGUACAGUAUAAUUUAUUUUUCUCCUCUUUAUCGGGUUUUUAUGACCAUAUGAAACUAUGACAGUCAAUGAAACAUUAUUCUAUUUAGCUGGUAGGUAUUUAGAGCUAAACAAAAGUUGUCAUUUUACCUUGCUUUGUUUCGCAUUCUUAUGUUCCCUUCUUUUUUGAUGCGUUCGUUUUGUAUUAAUCCUGCGGACGGGUGGGCGGGCGGAGUUAGGACAGCGAGCUGGACUGACAGACUCGACGCCAGCCCUCCUCCGAGCUGAAGACGUAACCUUUUCAUGUCCAAACCCAUUUCUAAAAAGCACUCAGACUCUGUGCAGUCAGAGAAAAAGAAGAACAUGAUUUUUUUAUUGUUAUUAUUAUUUUAUUUGUAAUGGUUAUUCUAAUGUAUAAUGUGAAGUUUCCUCUCUUUUACUUUGCUCCUUUUUUGGGGGGUUUGUUUUUGUUUUUUUGUUUUUUGGAAAUCAGUUUUAUCUCUUUUGGAAACUGUUUUCUGUGAACAAAGAGUCCCGUCCCCGUUUACUAGUUUGGCCGCCUCACCGAGACACAGUGGAGCAUCUUUGGCUUGGAUCCACACACACACACACACACACACACACACACACACGUACAUGCACAAACACAAUCACUUACACACACACUUUUAAAAUGAAGAGAUUAUCAUGACAACCAAACAAAUCCUAUGCUGUCCUUUUUCUGUUUCUUGAAAUCUAGAAUUCUAGAUUUAAAAUCCUGUACAUAUAUUUUGUUUGGUGGGUUUUUUGUUUUUUUUAAUCAUAGGAAAGCAGUGUUUACCGUGAUCCACCAAGGAUGUUCCACUGUUUGUGUGUGUGAGACGACCGGGCGGAUCUACAGUAUCUUUAAAAUCACUUCUCAUCAGGAGCCCUUUGCUUUGUUUUAGCUCCACACGACACUACAGGAGCCAUGACUACUCUUCAGGUGUGCUGCCACGUAGUGAUGCCCACAAUCAUUCUCGCUGUAGAUGUUCGCUACAUGCCACAUAAUGAGCCUCUGGGUCUUAAGUUUGCUGUAUAGUCACCCCUGUUAUCACACCAUGGUUUAACCCGAUGCUGGAGAGGGGGGACUAAGUGGAUCAAUCCAUUUUUAGGUAAUCAGGUGGGUGGGUGGGGCAUUAAGACGUCAAUCAUCCCUGCUGGCAAGGUCUGUCCCCAUAUCAAGACAAUGUUAAAGAUGAUGAUGAUGAUGAUAUUAUUUAAGACAAUCAAAGUCAUGAGUGGAGCUCAAAACAAAGUAAGAAUUAUAACAAGUAAAAAAAAUAUCUUACCAUCUCAACUUGAAAAAUCAAGAAAGAUAAUUAUGUAAAUAUAACAUAGAGUUAUAGAUUUAUAUUUUGUUCAUAACACAGUGUAAUAUAAGUUGUAUAUUUCUUUUUUCUCUCCCUACUGUCUCUUUUAUUGAUGUUAUCCAUGCCACAGAAAAGCGGAGUCGCAGUACUCACACAAAAAAAAUGAAGAAAAAUAUCAAAGAAAUAAAGAAAAACAGGAAAAAAAAGCCGUGGGCUGCCACCACCAUCUGUUCUAAGUUCACUUUUUUUUCAGUAUUACUGCCAGACAAGGCUCUA